UGGAAAGAAACUCAGCCACUCUGUUACUGUCCAGCAUUUGCUGCCCAUUAGUGAAGUCAACAGCUGGAAGCCAAAGACUGAAGAGACGUCUUUUUUUUUUUCUUUUUCUCUCCCAAAUACUCCUGAACAACAUGACCUCCAAUUCCAAUUUGUCCAACAUGCGAAGGCUGGUAGAACAACUGAAGCUUGAGGCUAGUGUGGAAAGAAUCAAGGUGUCCCAGGCAGCUGCAGAGCUCCAGCAGUAUUGUCUGCAGAACGCGGGAAAAGACGCUUUGCUGGUUGGAGUCCCCACAGGCAGCAACCCUUUCAGAGAGCCGCGCUCCUGUGCCAUAGUGUGAAGAGGAAGACAAAGUGGACACAAGUGGCAUCUCACUCAAAGAAGAUAUAAAUUUGACUUUGUUUUUAUAGUUUUCUAGAUUUUUAUUUCAUGUUUUUUUCUAAGAAAGAAAGAAGCAAAUAUUUUUACACCGUUUUUGUAAAU
Messenger RNA from Archocentrus centrarchus (flier cichlid), 481 nucleotides. It is a transcript of the gene gng10, whose product is annotated as guanine nucleotide binding protein (G protein), gamma 10. Gene Ontology annotation, biological process: G protein-coupled receptor signaling pathway. Gene Ontology annotation, molecular function: G-protein beta-subunit binding. Gene Ontology annotation, cellular component: heterotrimeric G-protein complex. The transcript has 3 exons. The record is from RefSeq and is a predicted model, not a curated record. The coding region runs from base 132 to 338 and encodes 68 amino acids. Lineage: Eukaryota; Metazoa; Chordata; Actinopteri; Cichliformes; Cichlidae.